UGAUUGGUGAUUACAUUACUGAUUCCUCACGACUACAAGUCUACGAGUAUUGACAUAUAGUUAAUUUUAUUUUUAAUUAUUAGUAUUUAUUUAUUAGUCAUUUGUUAUAGGAUUUAAUUUUCCAAUUCUCCACAUGUUGUGUUUAGUUACUUACAAAUUUUAAUUUUUUUAACGAUUUAUAAUUUUUGUUAACAAUAUGAAUUUCCCUGCACUUAAAAAUGAUCGUAUUUUGCGAGCAGCUAGAGGUGAAGAAGUCGAUCGUAUUCCAGUAUGGAUAAUGCGACAAGCUGGUCGGUAUUUACCUGAGUUCAGAGAAUUGCGAUCGCGUUACGAUUUUUUCACUAUAUGCCGAACACCAGAGCUCGCUUGUGAAGUCACUCUGCAACCAAUUCAGAGAUACGAUCUCGAUGCUUCCAUAAUUUUCAGCGAUAUUCUGGUGAUUGUUCAGGCAUUAGGCAUGAUUGUUGAAAUGCAACCCAGUGUUGGACCUGUAAUUCCAGAUCCUCUCAAGGAACCUAUAGAUUUAGACAGACUACACCAAUCAAUUGAUGUUAAACAAGAAUUAGGAUAUGUAUUUGAAGCUAUUACAUUGACUAGACAUCGAUUAAACGGCCAGGUACCUCUCAUUGGGUUCACUGGUGCGCCAUGGACACUCAUGUGUUAUAUGAUAGAAGGAGGUGGCUCCAAAACUAUGUCAAAGGCCAAAAAAUGGUUGUACAAAUAUCCAGAAGAAAGCAAAAAAUUAUUACAAAUCCUUACAGACAUUAUUGUGAAAUAUUUGAUAGAGCAGGUGAAUGCUGGUGCUCAAAUGUUGCAAGUGUUUGAAUCAAAUGCAGAAUAUUUGAAUUCUGAACUGUUUGACAGAUUUAGUGGUCCAUAUUUGUCAGCCAUUUGCUCUCGUGUUAAAAAUGAGUUGAAGGGCAAUAGUGUACCAAUGAUAGUGUUUGCCAAAGGGGGUCACUAUGCUAUCAAACAAUUAUCUACUUUUGAUUAUGAUGUUAUUGGCUUGGAUUGGACGAUCGAUCCCGUUGAAGCUAGGAAAAUUGUUGGUAAUAAUAUAACUUUACAAGGCAAUUUAGACCCUUGCUCAUUGUACGGUCCGCCUGAACAAAUAAAAGAAAUGGUCAAGAAUAUGGCAUCCAAAUUUACAAAGCACAGAUACAUUGCAAAUUUGGGCCAUGGUAUCUAUCCUGAUGUCGAUCCAGAACAUUUAAGAGCUAUGAUUGAUGCUGUACAUGAAUGUUAAAAAAUCCAUGUAUUUUAUUUUGGUAUUGGAACCAUACCAGAAAUUUAAUUUAUAUUAUUUAGUUGAUUGGGUUAAAUGGAAAAUAUUUUAUUUUUAUAAUACAACAAUGUUAUUAAAAAAGUAAAAUAUUUAAUUCUUCAUUAAAAUAUUUCCAUUUACCUACCACCUAGUGUUUUCUUUUUACCAAAUAAUUCCAUUUAAGCAUAAAUGGACUCAACCAUAUUUUAAAUAAAUUUACUUGUGGUGUUGACUAUGACGUGUAACUGUCCUACUUAGACUGAACUGUGGAUUAUAACUUAUAACCCCAAAACUAUAACAAAUCAAAUUUUGGAAAGUUGAAGAAUAGUAAGAAAAUUUAUAGUAGGUUAUCAAAAGUAAGUUUUUUAAAUUAUUUAUUUAAAUUUUGAAACUUUUAAAUUUAACUAUUUCAAGUUUGGUCGAGGAAUACGCAGAAAGGUCAUCAGGAACUUUUCCAAUACGCCAAACUUUGUGUGCCUCAUUUUAAAUAUAUUUAUUAUUUAAUAUUUACUUUAUUGUUAGUUUAAGGGUUAAACCUAGUUUUAUGGUCAUGAAACUAACUAUGCACUGUAGAGCUUAGGAAAGCAUAUUCACAAAUAAUAGAAAAAGUUUGUUAACAAUGAAGAUACAUUGUUAGAGAUCUGGAGGGGAGCAAAAUAGUACUUUUGCCCUGCCCCUCCAAGAUUACUGCAGCGAGUCAACAAGUUUAUGAUUAAUUUAAAAAAUAAUUAAAUAUAUUUAAUUAAGUUUACCGCUUAAUAAUUUUAGGACUAAAAAAAUGGAUGAACUGCAGAAUUUUAUUCUAUACUAACUUUCCCAAAACCAUGAUAAAAAUAAAUAUUAUGAUUAAAACUUUAAAAAGCCAACAAUGACAUCACUUUGAAUACAAACAGCGAUAAUUUUGAUACACUUAUACACUAAUAUUCUAUCAAAGAAAACAAGUUUAAAAACUAUACUGGUUCAGUGUUUCUACAAAACUUUAUUGAGAUUUAGAUCAAUAUGCAAGUAUUUUCUUAUAUUUUUCUGAUAUUCUUUAAAUAUAUUGUAACUCUUUGCCUUUAUAUAAUGCACUAUCCUUAACAUUUGUUUAAAAAUAGGUGGCUAGCCAAUGCUCAUAAUAAAUAUUUAUUCAUGUUAUUAAUACUCCUUAUCAAAGUUCAUUGAAUGAAGAUGAGUUAGAAAGGAGAGUUAUGAGUUUAAGGGAAGGCCCCGUCUUUAUUGUGCAACACUGACCAGCAGUAAUAUCCAAUAGGAAAUUAUAAGGGAAUUGCUUCUCGGGGAGCUUAGCAGUUAAAAGCCCCAAGAGAACUUAUUGUCAUCAUUAUUUGUCAACAAUUAAUAACUGGUGACCUAAAUAAAAGUCUAAAAGUUUAGAUCAAUUCAUUCCUUAAAAUUAUCAAUAAAUCAUUGCUCAGAACUCGCUAAGUUAUUAUCCUUGUAAAAGGAUAAAACUGUUUUCAGUUAAAUUAAUUUAAUGUUUUAUAGGUUACACUGUUAAGAACAAAUUAUUUUGAAGUUAUUAGUUGUCACUUAUUUUGUUUGGAUAUCAUAAUUUAAAUCUCUAUGCAACAAAAUGUUAUAUAUUAAUACAUACAAUAGGUAUAGUUUAUUUUCUUAUGAAAGUGUAAAAAUAUAUUUUUCCUUUGAGUAUUUGAAAAAAGGGAACUUCCUAUCAUUAUUCAACACAAUUAAAAUUAAUUAACCUAACCUGUUCUAUUUCAAACCUACUAUUUGAUCUAGGAAAGUAAUAAAAAAUCUGGAAACAUUAGAAUUUGUAUCAGACUACUUUAUUUCAAAUUCCCAUAUUUUUGAAUUUAUCCACAAAAGACUUUGUAUAAAAAAUUUCCUUUAGAGGAGAAAAAAAUCAAAAAUCCAAGGUAGUCAAACUCAAGUAGGCCUUAACUCUUCAUUUGAUCAAUUAGUGAUUGGAAAUCAAAACAUAUUUAUUGUGCAGGUGUAGGAAAAAACCGAGAAUCAGAUUCCUACCAAUAGCCUUAAUGAAAAAACAAAUGAAAACUUAAAACAGUACACUACUAACUAUAAGAAACAAAUUCUCAAAUUAUAAUCUGGUAAUAAUUUAAGUCAAAACACAAAGGAAGUAAUGACCAAACACAAUGUUGGGUACUAGGAAAAAGAAUUGAUACAAAAUAGUAAUUCUGUGUAAAAUAGAAAUGAUUAUCAAUUUUUAUAAAAUAAAAAAUAAGUAACACUAAAAAUGGA
Myzus persicae (green peach aphid) is the source of this 3484-nucleotide messenger RNA. RefSeq names its product uroporphyrinogen decarboxylase (gene Urod). The coding region runs from base 197 to 1246 and encodes 349 amino acids. The record is from RefSeq and is a predicted model, not a curated record. Gene Ontology annotation, molecular function: uroporphyrinogen decarboxylase activity. Gene Ontology annotation, biological process: heme biosynthetic process. NCBI's taxonomy places the organism in Eukaryota, Metazoa, Arthropoda, Insecta, Hemiptera, Aphididae. The transcript is spliced from 3 exons. Gene Ontology annotation, cellular component: cytosol.